GGAGCGUCCGCGGGAACUUAGCUGGGUUAGGGAAACCCGCGGAAGCGGCCUCUCCGGAACCAUGGGCACCCCACCGCUGGCCUCUGGUGUCUGUGCUGGUGGCGGGAGUGUUGGUUGGAUCUGGAUGAACUCCUGCACUCUAGGUUCGCCUGUCCUGCCUAUUUCUUUUCUUUUUUGGUUGUUCCUGGUCACACCUGGCGCUUGGGCCGCGGGCUACGAGACAUGUCCUACAGUGAAGCCAGGCAUGCUCAACGUGCACCUGUUGCCUCAUACACAUGAUGACGUCGGCUGGCUGAAGACAGUGGACCAGUACUAUUAUGGCAUCCUAAAUGAUAUCCAGCAUGCAUCUGUUCAGUACAUCCUAGACUCGGUAAUCUCCUCUCUCCUGGAGGAUCCCACCCGUCGCUUCAUCUACGUGGAGAUGGCUUUCUUUUCACGUUGGUGGAAGGAGCAGACAAAUGCAACAAAGGACACCGUACGGGAACUGGUGCGCCAGGGGCGCCUGGAGUUUGUCAACGGUGGCUGGGUGAUGAAUGACGAGGCAGCUACCCACUAUGGUGCUAUUGUGGACCAGAUGACACUUGGGCUACGCUUCCUGCAAGACACAUUCGGUGACAAUGGGCGUCCCCGUGUAGCCUGGCAUAUUGACCCUUUUGGCCACUCUCGAGAACAGGCCUCUCUGUUUGCCCAGAUGGGUUUUGAUGGCUUCUUCCUUGGGCGCAUUGACUAUCAAGAUAAAGUUGUUCGGCAGAAGAAACGGAAGAUGGAGGAAGUGUGGCGGGCCAGUGCCAGCUUGAAGCCCCCAGCUGCUGACCUCUUUACAGGUGUGCUCCCCAAUAAUUACAACCCUCCGAAGGACCUAUGUUGGGAUGUGCUGUGUGCAGACAAACCCAUGGUGGAGGAUCCCAAAAGCCCUGAGUUCAAUGCAGUUACUUUGGUCAAUUACUUCCUGAAGCUGGCUUUUUCCCAGCAACAGUAUUACCGAACCAACCAUACCGUGAUGACCAUGGGUUCAGACUUCCAAUAUGAGAAUGCCAACAUGUGGUUCAAAAACAUGGACAAGCUUAUCCGCCUGGUCAACGAACAGCAGGCAAACGGAAGCCGGGUCCACGUUCUCUACUCCACUCCUACGUGUUACCUCUGGGAGCUGAACAAGGCCAAUCUAACCUGGUCUGUGAAGGAGGACGACUUCUUUCCUUAUGCCGACGGCCCCCACAUGUUCUGGACGGGCUAUUUUUCUAGCAGGCCAGCCCUCAAACGCUAUGAGCGCCUCAGCUACAACUUCCUGCAGGUGUGCAACCAGCUGGAGGCACAAGCCGGUCUGGCAGCCAACUUAGGACCCUAUGGUACAGGAGACAGUGCACCCCUGAACGAGGCAAUGGCGGUCCUCCAGCACCACGAUGCAGUCACUGGUACCGCACGGCAGAACGUUGCAGAUGACUAUGCACGGCAGCUGGCAGCAGGCUGGGGACCCUGUGAGGUUCUGGUGAGCAAUGCUCUGUCGCAGCUCAGCUACUACAAACAGAACUUCUCAUUCUGCCGAGAACUCAAUAUCAGCAUCUGCCCAGUCAGCCAGGAGUCAGAGCACUUCCAGAUAACUAUUUACAACCCCCUGGGCCGGAAGGUGAAACAUAUGGUCCGGCUGCCGGUCGGCGAAGGCAUCUUCUUUGUGAAGGACCCUGAUGGAAAGGCUGUACCCAAUAAUGUGGUGAUGCUCCCCAGCUCCUCUGGUAAGGAGGACCAGUGGGAAUUGCUGUUCUCAGCCUCGGUGCCUGCCCUGGGUUUCAGCAUCUACACUGUGGACAAGGUGUCUGUCCAAAACAACCUUCAGGCCAUCUCCAGGAAACACAGGUCCCAUGCCAGGUCCCGUGUCUUGACCAUUGAAAAUGAGUACAUCCGGGCUACAUUUGACUCCAGCACAGGGUUAUUGAUGAAGAUUGAAAACAUGGAGCAGAAGCUCUCACUCCCUGUGAGCCAAGGCUUCUUUUGGUACAAUGCCAGCACCGGGGAUAAGAAGAGUCCUCAGGCCUCCGGCGCCUACAUCUUCAGACCCAGCCGUCUCAAGCCACUGCCUGUGAGCCGUUGGGCUAAGAUCCACCUGGUGAAGACAGACUUGGUGCAGGAGGUAUACCAGAAUUUUUCAGCCUGGUGUUCUCAAGUAAUUCGUCUGUACCCAGGACAGCGUCACUUGGAGCUGGAGUGGACGGUGGGACCAAUCCCAGUGGAAGAAUACUGGGGAAAAGAGGUGAUCAGCCGCUUUGACACUCCAAUGAAAACGAAUGGAGAAUUCUACACCGACAGCAACGGCAGGGAAAUCCUGAAGAGGAGGCGUGAUCAUCGACCCACUUGGAAAUUAAGUCAGACUGAACCCGUGGCUGGGAAUUACUAUCCUGUCAGCACGCGAAUCUACAUCACGGACGGGCACAUGCAGCUGACUGUGGUGACCGACCGCUCCCAGGGGGGCAGCAGUCUGAAGGAUGGCUCACUAGAGCUCAUGGUGCACCGACGGCUGAUGGUAGAUGAUGAGCGCGGAGUGGCGGAGCCCCUGAUGGAAUCAGAGGCCGGGAGUACGGUGCGAGGGCGCCACCUUGUGCUUUUGAGUUCUGUUAGUGAUGCAGCUGCAAGGCACCGACUGCUGGCGGAGGAGGUGGUCCUGGCCCCUCAGGUGGUGCUGGCUCAGGCUGGUAGCAGUCUGUAUUACUCCUGGGCGGCACCAAGGAUGCAGGUGAGGGACGGCGAAUUGGACAGAAAGGCAGAACCAAGGACGCAGUUCUCCGGACUUCGCAGGGAGCUACCUCCCCAGGUGCAUCUGCUUACCCUGGCCCGCUGGGGACCAAAGACGAUGCUGCUGCGUUUGGAGCAUCAGUUCGCUGUGACAGAAGAUUCAGGCCGCAACCUGAGCUCCCCUGUAACCUUGAACUUGCAGAACCUGUUCCAGACCUUCACUAUCACACACCUGCAGGAGACCACCCUGGCAGCCAAUCAGCCCCUGUCCACGGCUUCCAGGCUGAAGUGGCUAACAAAUACUGGUCCCGUCUCCUAUCCUCCUCCCUCCAAGUUGGACCCUACCUCAGUCACACUGCAGCCUAUGGAAAUACGAACCUUCGUGGCCAGCGUUCAAUGACAAGAAGUCAGCUAGACCUGCUGGGAGGAGGCACAGACCUCUCUCUCCUUCUUUUGCUGUAACCACAAAAAUCAUUAAAAGGCUACUAAGACGCAGGUUA
This is a messenger RNA of Myodes glareolus (Bank vole), 3224 nucleotides long. RefSeq names its product mannosidase alpha class 2B member 1 (gene Man2b1). The record is from RefSeq and is a predicted model, not a curated record. Gene Ontology annotation, cellular component: lysosome. Gene Ontology annotation, molecular function: carbohydrate binding; alpha-mannosidase activity. Lineage: Eukaryota; Metazoa; Chordata; Mammalia; Rodentia; Cricetidae. Gene Ontology annotation, biological process: mannose metabolic process.